UGCCCUACUUAGUUCUCAUACAUGAAACACAAGCAAGUGAAGUAGAGAAGCUGUAGUAACUAGAAUUGAAAAUUAGUGAUAUGUAGCAUAAUUUAUUUUAAGGUGUGUAUAGAGAAAAAAAUUGACUGAGGACCUACUUUACACUUCGGAGAUAUAAAAAGAAAAAUCAUGAUAAGCAAGUUAGCAGUGAAGGAUAUUUAUUUUUGAUGGAGACCAUGUAACACAGGAUACAAUCAGUAUGCAGGAGAAUGAACGUAACACAAGAGAUUGGUGCGCCAUCUGGGGGACUAUUUUAACGUCGUCCUGCCUAAUGUGCAUGGGUUUUGUGCUCCUUGUUGAUGGGAUAGACAACACGGCAGGAUAUAGCCUUCUGUUUUCUGGAGGUAUACUAUUGGUGCUAUCGAUAAUGGCCGCCCUUGGCAAAUGCAGACUCAACAGGUCCUACGGCCAAGACGUGAACCACGACCCUCCUCCUUCGUAUAGGUGGUCGUGGAGAAGGUCGUUCCUGAGGAGACACCCGUCCUGCAGAAUGACAGACCGUCGGCUGAUAUCCCGCAACAGACAGGAAGAAAACGGAACUGUCAACCAAGCCACAGAUUCCCAAGACUCCGAAAUUAAUGAAACUCUUUCAUCUUAUUCCGUUUCCACGAUCCGCGUGACAGGUUCUCCACGGAAUAAUAUGUCUGACAUAUCUAUCCCUAUGUCUGGCACUCCUGCAGAAGGAGAAAGAUACGCGGAAGAGGGUCGUUUAAGCGUAAACACACUCAUACACGCUCAUUCACUUUCGUCUGUAGCUGAUCCGCCGUGUUACGAAAUGGCUGUCGCUAAUAUGGACGAAGGUACGCUCAGGAAACUAAAAUCAGAGAUGGAUUUGCGUACAAUGUCUCGCGUGGUGGAGUUUCCAGGAGUGAAAUGACUUGGGGAGUCGUAGAGAAUGUGUGGGAUUAUAUUGCUCUGAAAUUGUUAAAACGGAGAAAGGAAACAUGAGAAAACAUGGAAAAAGUAAUGUUGAAAUGUUAAAACGGAGAAUGGAAGUGAGAAAACAUGGAAGGUGACAGAGAUGAAAAAAAAGGUGAGUGUAAGAGAGGGUAGUGAAGGCGAGGUAUCAGCUUCUUAUUAUCAGUCGCACAUUCCCGACACUUUUUUGUUUAUUUAACGUGAUGCAACAAUGAGUGUUAUAUAUCAUGCAGUGCAACCGUCAGCUGUUCUCUCCCUUAUUAUGCAACAUAUCUCUCAUAAUAUGCAAUUGUCAGCUGUUAUUUCUCUCAUUACGUGUGUUGCAUCAUGGCAACAGAAGAGUAAAGUCGACAUUUUCCUUCGUUCAUGAUUGAAUGAUUUCUCACACCUCAGUACCUUUUAUUAUUAUUAAAAUACUUUAUAUAUGAUGAUUAUUUUUGAUAGUUGUAGCUUUUAAGAAACUGUUUUGCGCUUUGUGAUAUUCCUGUAUUUUUUUUUACUGUUAAUAAAAAUGUGAAGAAUU
This is a messenger RNA of Penaeus chinensis, 1480 nucleotides long. RefSeq lists its product as uncharacterized. The record is from RefSeq and is a predicted model, not a curated record. Lineage: Eukaryota; Metazoa; Arthropoda; Malacostraca; Decapoda; Penaeidae. The coding region runs from base 239 to 916 and encodes 225 amino acids. The transcript has 4 exons.